Stegastes partitus (bicolor damselfish) is the source of this 5697-nucleotide messenger RNA. It is a transcript of the gene itga9, whose product is annotated as integrin, alpha 9. Gene Ontology annotation, biological process: cell-matrix adhesion; cell-cell adhesion; integrin-mediated signaling pathway. Lineage: Eukaryota; Metazoa; Chordata; Actinopteri; Pomacentridae. Gene Ontology annotation, molecular function: integrin binding. The record is from RefSeq and is a predicted model, not a curated record. The coding region runs from base 165 to 3347 and encodes 1060 amino acids. Gene Ontology annotation, cellular component: integrin complex; external side of plasma membrane. The transcript is spliced from 27 exons.
CUCAUGCCAUCACAACCUACAGGCUGUGUUAUAGCAGGGAAAAAAGACCUGAAAGAUAGUUUGAAAAACUUUCUCCACUGAAGAGCUGACAGUUCGUUCUCAUUGUUUCUUUUUUUUCUUAUUUUCUUCCUAUUUUUUGGACACUUUAAACUGCGUUAUUACGCAUGAUGCGCAAAGGGAUGGCUCCUCUGCGGAAACACAAAACGGGAGUACAAAAUGUUUUUUAUGUCUGUCUCUCCAUUUCAGUGGCUUAUUCUUACAAUUUAGACUUAGAACAUCCUUUGGUGUUCCGCGGACCAAAUUCUAGUUUUUUUGGCUACUCUGUGCUGGAGCAUUAUCAUGACAACACACGCUGGGUAAUAGUUGGGGCACCCAAGGCAACCUCUUCCUACAGUAGCUCUGUGCACUCUCCUGGAGCUGUAUAUAAGUGUAGAGUCCACAGCAACCCAGAGCGCCGCUGCACAGAGAUGGAUCUGGGAAGAGGAAACAAGCCGAGAGAGUCGUGCGGGAAGACGUGCCAAGGAGACAGGGACGAUGAGUGGAUGGGGGUCAGCUUGGCCCGCCAGGACCGAGCCAACGGCAAAAUACUGGCUUGUGCUCACCGCUGGAAAAACGUCUACUACGACUCAGAGCACAUCCUCCCACAUGGGUACUGCUCCAUCAUUCCUCCAACGCUUCAGGGCAGGACCAAACCGCUCAUCCCUUGUUAUGAAGACUAUAAGCAGAAGUAUGGGGAAGAGCACGGCUCGUGCCAAGCUGGGAUUGCGGGAGUUUUUACGGAGGAGCUGGUGGUGAUGGGGGCGCCGGGGUCGUACUACUGGACCGGGACGAUAAAGGUGUACAACCUGACCUCUGACUCCUUCUACAGCCCCAACAAAGACGACGUCGACUCCCACAGAUACAGCUACCUUGGCUACGCUGUGACUGCUGGACACUUCUCCUCUCCUAAUGUAAUAGACAUAGCUGCAGGGGCGCCCCAGCACAGCGGCAGUGGAAAAGUUUACAUUUUCAAAAUUGAUGGUGUGUCUUUGGUGAAGAGUUUUCAAGCCUCAGGGAAAAUGAUGGGCUCUUACUUUGGCUCCUCAUUGUGUGCAGUUGAUCUGAACCAGGACGGCCUGUCGGAUCUGCUGGUGGGGGCACCCAUGCACAGCCAGCUCCGGGAUGAGGGCCAGGUGUCUGUGUACCUCAGCAAGGGCAACGGUGUGAUGGAAGAACACGCUGUGUUGACAGGUGACAAUGCUUUCAAUGCACACUUCGGCGAGUGCAUUGCCGCAAUCGGAGACAUAGAUGACGACGGUUAUCAAGAUGUAGCCAUAGGAGCUCCUAAAGAGGAUGACUAUGCAGGAGCUGUCUAUAUCUACCACGGGGACGCCGCAGGAAUCACCAGAAAAUACUCCAUGAAACUGUCUGGGCGCAGUGUAAACCCUGGUCUGCAGAUGUUUGGCCAGUCCAUCUCUGGCAAUGUGGACAUGGAUGGCAAUGGAUAUGCAGAUGUCACCAUCGGAGCUUUUAUGGCAGAUAGCGUGGUGCUGCUGAGGACCCGGCCUGUUAUUACAGUGGAUGUCUCCAUCUUCCUCCCUGUCUCCAUCAACAUCUCUGUGCCGCAGUGCCACGAGGGCCACCAGAACCUAAACUGCUUCAACGUCACUGUCUGCAUGCGCUUCCGGGGACGACAGCUGCCUGGACAAAUAGAGUUGCUGUACAACUUGACUGCUGAUGUGGAUAAGCGACAGAAGAGCCAGCCUUCCCGGAUUUACUUUGCCCAGAGCGGAUCUCAGGUCAGCCAGAUGAGCCAGCAGCUCAGCCUGGACAUCAACAGGGAGCAGUGCCAGCGCUACACUGCCUACGUUAAGAAAGAUGUGAAGGACGUGUUCACAGCCAUCGCGUUCGAGGUGGCUUACGGCCUGGGGAGGCACGUGCUGACGGGACACCAGGAUCGAGACCUGCCGGCGCUCACACCAGUGCUGCGAUGGAAGAGAGGAAACAAGAUUGCAGCGAGGAACGAGACAUGGUUCGAGAAGAACUGCCUGUCAGACGACUGUGCUGCAGACCUCAGGCUUCAUGGGAAACUGCUGCUCUCUGGAUUGUAUAGUAAACCCCAUCUGGCCCUCGGAGGAGUGAAGAACGUCUCUUUGAACCUGACCAUCUCCAACGCUGGAGAUGACGCCUACGACACCAACGUCUACUUGAACUUCUCCAGAGAAGUGUUCUACAUCAACUACUGGCAGAAGGAAGAGAAGGGUAUUUCCUGUGCACUUGUUGAUUUGGACUUCCUCAAAUGCAGAGUGGGAUUUCCCUUCAUGAGAGCACAGACUAAGUAUCAUUUUGCAGUGAUUUUUGACACAAGUCAGCUCUCUGGGGAAAAUGACACACUGCAAUUCUUAGUUCAAGCAAAAAGUGCCAAUCCUGAGCACAAACUCUCCGACAACACUUUAGAUCUGUCCAUCCCUCUGAUUCAUGAGACCGACACCACUAUUACUGGCGUGGUAGCGCCGACCUCUUUUGUGUACGGAAACUCCAUCGAUGACUCCCGCUUCGUCCAGUUGGAAGACAUGGAGUGCAACUUUCAGCUUCUCAAUCUCACUUUCCAGGCCAUAAACAAAGGGCCCAGCAGGCUGCCUGGCUCCACUGUGGACAUCAGGAUACCUAACCGGCUGGCUGGCAGCGGAGCUGACAUGUUCCACAUCAUUGAAACACAGGUGGCCGAUGGUCGAGGGAACUGCACCCCUCACAGGAACCCGACACCAUGCACCGUCCCCCAGGACAGAGAGAGCAUCUUCCACUCCAUAUUUUCCUUCUUCACCAAAUCAGGGCGCAAAGUCUUGGACUGUGACCGGCCUGGGAGAGCAUGUAUGACGAUCUCCUGCAGUCUGGGACCGCAGCUAAAGGAAGAAGCUUUGAGCAUAGAUAUAAAACUUCUGCUGAACACUGAAAUCCUGAAGAGGGUAAAACACACCACCAGCUCGCUAAAUGAAGUUUCAGGUCAUUUUGAUUCUAAAAAUAACAGCAACCCACCUUCUCUCCAACCACAGGAUAGUUCCUCUGUCAUCCAGUUUGUGACGAGGGGCAGCGUGCAGGUGAAUGAUAGGGCAGUGGAGGUGCCAAAUGGCCUGCCAGAGGACAUUUCUCUGGUGUUCGAGGCGCUCCACAGUCAAGAGCCGAGGGGUUACGUCGUCGGCUGGAUAAUUGCCAUCAGUCUGCUGGUGGGAAUCCUCAUCUUUUUGCUGUUAGCUGUGCUACUCUGGAAGAUGGGAUUCUUCCGUCGGCGCUAUAGAGAGAUCAUCGAGGCUGAAAAGAACAGGAAAGACAGUGAUGAAAGCUGGGACUGGAUGGAAAAGAACCACUGAGACUUGCAGUUGGGGUCCCGGAGGAGCCAGUGAGAUUAGGGAUUGGGUCGGGAAGGAUCCAAUAGCACGGGGUCUCGCAGCCCAGCCGCCCCAGUGGCACCAGGCCCUUCAAGUCUUCCAUAUGUGGAAGAGAGGAAUAUUCUCCAUAUUUUUUGGAGACUUGAUAUUUUUUUGUGGGUGGGGGGUCCAGGAAACAGGCUUCUGAGGUGACAGUGUGGCUUGCCAGAGGACACUUGCUGUGGAAUUCAGCUAAUCUCAAAGGAGGCAACUCCCAGCCAGCGGAGCGGAGCUGUUGAUGGAGACCCACAUCCGUACGGGGAUGUGGAGACGGCAUGAAUACUGGUGGACAACAAAACCCUCAGGGCUGUGUUACAUAGCAAAUUUAUUUUUAUACAUACACUUUAAGCCAUAUUGUAUAAAACUGAGCUUCUAGAAGAGUUGGGGUUUUGAAGGCCAUUAUAAACAUACUGUACCUACAGUAUGUUUUCCUAAAAGCACUGAUGUUUGAUAAGAAUGAAUGCCUUGGCUCCAUAGCUUUACUUUUUGUGCCAAAGAUAUGUCCCGUAUCAUAUAUGAUUGGAGUCGUUUGUAUAUUCAGUCCAUCCCAGUUGCUGGGAGUCAAAGAUUGUAUCUUUUCUGUACUAUUUCCAGCUUAUUAAUAUCAUUUUUACACAUCUGACUGCUCAGAUAAUCAGCCAGAGCUAAUUCUGUGCUAUAACGCCCACACACACAGUGACUAAAAUGCACUGUCCCCGUGUCAUCAGCCAGUGUUGUUAGAGCUGACUCAGAUGCUAUGAAAGACUCAGUGAAAGAGCCCUCUGAGGUCUUUAGGAUCUUGUUCAGGAUGUGGUAAUCAACAGCACUGUAGAGUUCUCUGUUAACACUUUAUUUGCCAUGUUUCCCGUAUUACCCAUGCCUAAAAUGCAAAAAAAAAAAAAAAAAGGGCUGUAAAUUGUGCCAUAAAGGCUUUGUGAGUUUCAAUAAGCAUUCCAUUUGUUCUGGUCUGACUUUCAGCCCAGUUGUUUGCAGGUGAUAGUAUGCAUCAGUUACAUUUUUUUGGGGGGGGUUAACAUUUGAAUCUUUACUUUUGCAGUGUUUUAAAAGUGUAAUGCAUAGCAGAGCAAAUAAUCUGGAGCUGCUUUUGCAAGGAACUAAUUGCUCAGGUAUGCAGCAGACUUUUCAGAUGGACCCCCAAAGUGAACAUAUCUGAGUUGAUUGCAUUUCUCAGUGAAAUACAGUAAGAAAUGAUUCACUAUCUGUCAUGACAUGAGACCUGAUGGUGAUUUAUUUGCAAAAACCCCUCCAGACUUCACCUAAGCAGACCAUAUUUGAUUUUACUAUUAUGUUAUUAGGCAUUGGGUUUUAGAGUGAAAUAUGAGCUCCAUUACUCUCCACGGCCAGAUGAAAGUCUGCACUGGGAGUCCACCUACAGUCGUUUACAGGGGCCCAUGGUAUGAGUAAUGCCCUAAAAAUAGGUGGGAAUGUGCUGCAUUCAAUCACUACGUAUAAACGAGCUCUUUGGGGCUCACGGGAAAAGCUCAUUUUAAGUCAAUGCAGUGGAAUGUCAGCGCCCUGAAAAUCUGCCACCAUUCAAGUCCACAGCUCCUUGUGCUUCAACGUUUUCCUCCAGCAUGUUCUCACAAGUCUUUUAAAUGCUGGACUUGAUUGUGAAUGAAAACAGUGAAUUACAUUUUAUAUUAACGGCCCCAAAAGAAGUAAAAUAUUUUCUGUUUUAUACAUUUGAAGAGCUUUAGUUCAAAAAUAACAUAAAAAAAAUGUAUGCUCCAAUUUUUAAUGUCAAUUUUGAAGAAUUUAUUAAUGAUUAUUGGGUGUUAAUUGACUUUAUUAAAAUAGAAUAUGUUAGGAUGAAACCCUUUUGGGGUCAUUUUCAAGCAAGUCAGAUUGAAAUGUGCAAUGCCAAAGAACAAAGCUUUAUUUUAAUAUGUUAGAAAGACUUCAGUGCUAAGUCACUUUAUGGAUCACUAUGAUUACUUCGCUCUUUAUUGUGCUGUAUGAUUCUUUUGAUACCAUUUAAUUCCACUGGCAUUACAGCGUAUACUGUACACAUCCACGUUUUCCCUCUGCAUCUGUUAAAUCGAUGCUAUACAUGUAUGCAGAGAAACCGACACUUGACUUUUUUUUUUUUUUUUGGUGAAGUUUAACUGUGAUGAUUAUAUUUUGAUUCUAUGUUUGUUGUCACCGUUAAUCACACCGUUAUGUGGGGUUUUGUUCUGAGUAUACUACUGUCACUGAGUAUCAUUUCCAUUAUAGUGUGCUGUAUGUUUGAUGUUUAAAGUCAUGUCCGAGCUGUAUAUUUAUCUGUUGAUAAAUUUUAGAGUGAAAUUUCCGA